This is a messenger RNA of Closterium sp. Naga37s-1, 666 nucleotides long. The record is from the annotation of a GenBank genome assembly. Lineage: Eukaryota; Viridiplantae; Streptophyta; Zygnematophyceae; Desmidiales; Closteriaceae.
AUGGCUGCUUUCAUGACGCAUGCUCUCAAUCUCUCCCACGAUCGCUCGUCCUCUUCCCACAAUCCGCACGAGCUAACCGAGAUCGAUCCUGACCGUCUGGUGAUCACGUCUGGAGUCACUGCAGCCGUUGGAUUGCUGGCCCAUGUGCUGGCCGACGCAGGCGAUUCGUUCAUCGUUCCAACUCCUUUCUAUCCGGGUUUCACAGUGGAUCUUGAGCGACAGGCUGGCGUGACCAUUAUCCCUGCUGCCACCUAUAGCAACACUGGAUUCGAUAUUAGCACAUCCUCCUUAGAAGCUGCUCUCAGGGAGUCUCAGUGGGAGGGAGGUGAUGAGGAGCCGAGGAUGGAGGGACGAGGGUGGGAGGAGGAUGAGAGGGCAGAGGGGAGGAAGGAGAGGGGAGGGAGGAAGGCGAGGGGAGGGAGCAAGGAAAGGAGGAGAGCGCAGGUUCGUGGUGUGCUGCUGUCAUCACCUUCCAACCCUCUGGGCCGUACCUUUUCCGAUGCUACUCUUCUCAGAGUUCUGCAGUUUUGCAGGACAUGGGUGUUCCUGGGUUUCGUAUUGGUGCUUGCUACUCCCUCAACCCCACCGUCCAAUCAGCUGUCACCAAACUCGCCCGCUUCUGCUCCCCAUCUCGCCACACUCAAGCACUCCUUGCACCUUUAUUGA